UCUGCCUGACAAGUUAACACAAGAAACUGAAGGGGAAAACGAAACCCAAAAAAAAGAAGUGAGAAGGAAGCAGAAAGGAAAAGACAAAGUAUUGAUUAAUCUCUGCAUGCUCGGAACCUCUCUCGGAAGAUUAGAAAAGGGGAAAAAAAGAAGAGGAAGAAAGAAAAGAGACACUGCUUAGUAGGGUGGGUUUAGCUAGCCUAAGGUAUAAUGGAACAGAAGAAAGGUGGCAUAUAGAAAUAGAAGUAAAAAAUAAAUAAAAAUAAAGGAGUGAUGAGUUAAUGAAAUAGAAUUUAAGCAUAAAGAAAAAUAAAAUUUGUAAAGCGUAGUGUUUUACAAAGUGUAAAGCCAAAUUCUCGUUGCUACUUUCCGCUGUUUUCGCUUAAAGACAGAAGAGAAGGUUAUAAAAGCAGGGUAUUGGCUUCACGCUCUCAUUAGGUCGGAUUUCAUUGAAACCACUUGCUUUGGUGAUUUUCUUACGGCAUAAAAUGGAAGCUCCUUUUCAGCAGAUGUUUGUAUAACCUUUUCUAGUUUCCUUUUCUUAUAGGAAACAACACAACAAGUCACAAUUUUUGUUGGUUAAGUUAGAGCAGAGAGAGAGUAGUCAAGAUCCAUGUCUGACUCACACCUAACUUUCUGUUCUCUUUCAUCCAUUCUUCCUCCUCUCUUAAUCUUCAUCUUCAUUCUCUUCAAAAGAAAGCAAGCCAGGCCCAAGCUUAAUCUCCCCCCAGGAAACAUGGGCUGGCCCUUUCUUGGGGAGACCAUUGGGUAUUUGAAGCCUUAUUCUGCCACAACAAUAGGGGAAUUCAUGGAGCAACACAUAGCAAGGUAUGGUAAAAUUUACAAGUCGAAAUUGUUUGGGGAGCCAGCAAUAGUGUCAGCAGAUGCAGGAUUGAACAGGUUCAUAUUACAGAACGAAGGGAAAUUGUUCGAGUGUAGCUAUCCAAGAAGCAUUGGUGGAAUACUAGGGAAAUGGUCUAUGUUGGUCUUAGUUGGUGACAUGCAUAGGGACAUGCGGGUUAUAUCUCUCAACUUUCUAAGCCAUGCCAGGCUCAGAACACACCUCUUGAAAGAGGUGGAGAAUCAUACCCUCCUUGUUCUUAACUCUUGGAAGGAUAAUUCCACAUUCUCAGCUCAAGAUGAAGCUAAGAAGUUCACCUUCAAUUUAAUGGCUAAGCAUAUCAUGAGUCUGGAUCCUGGGAAUAUCGAGACAGAGCAUCUAAAGAAAGAGUAUGUCACUUUCAUGAAAGGGGUGGUGUCGGCUCCUUUGAAUUUACCUGGAACUGCAUACCGCAAGGCAUUAAAGUCAAGGUCCACCAUACUGAAGUUCAUAGAGGGGAAAAUGAAAGAAAGAGUGAAAAGAAUCGAAGAGGGGAAUGAAAGUUUGGAGGAAGAUGAUCUUCUGAACUGGGUUUUGAAGCAUUCGAAUCUUUCAACGGAGCAAAUUCUUGACUUGAUUCUCAGCUUGCUCUUUGCUGGACAUGAAACCUCAUCGGUAGCUAUAGCUCUAGCUAUUUACUUCUUGCCGACUUGUCCUCAAGCUAUACAACAGUUAAGGGAAGAACAUACAGAAAUUGCCAGAGCCAAGAAGCAAGCAGGGGAAGUUGAACUGACUUGGGAUGACUACAAACGAAUGGAAUUUACUCAUUGUGUUGUGAACGAGACACUUAGACUGGGAAAUGUUGUGAGGUUCCUUCACAGAAAGGCGCUGAAGGAUGUUCGGUACAAAGGUUAUGACAUUCCAUGUGGGUGGAAAGUCCUUCCGGUGAUUGCAGCCGUGCAUCUGGAUCCUUCACUUUUUGACCAACCUCAACACUUCAAUCCAUGGAGAUGGCAGAACAAUGGUAGCCGUGGAAGUUGCCCAAGCAAGAGCACAGCCACCAAUAACUUCCUACCAUUCGGAGGAGGACCACGAUUAUGUGCGGGAUCAGAGUUAGCCAAGGUUGAAAUGGCUGUUUUCAUCCACCAUCUCAUUCUCAACUACCAUUGGGAAUUGGCUGAUACCGAUCAAGCCUUUGCAUACCCUUUUGUUGAUUUUCCCAAAGGCCUUCCCAUUAGAGUCCAAACCCACUCUUUGAUUUGACCAAAAUCCACCCCCCCAUCCGUUAGCUAGUUCCCCCAUGCCAAUAUAUAAUAACUCCAAGCCUAGCCCAUUACACACUUGGCAUGGCUACAGCUUUCCUUAUUGGAUUUGGAGAUCAAAUCAAAUCAAAAGUUAAAUUAACCGCAUGAAGAAUUUCAUGUUCCUCCAAUCUUCCAAUCUCAUCUCGAUCGAUCGUACAAAUUCAAAGCCUUCCGUCUUUCUCGCGUGCGAAGGGAAGACAAAUGUAAACCAAUUAAGUACAAUUGUACAAACACACAGCCAUUAGGACCACUUCCCUUCUCCCUCUCUAAGGCUGUAGCAGAUUUUUACUGCACCGUACCCCACACCCACUUUGUACAUUUUAUAUAUUCCACCCCAAAGGCCAGGACGAGUGAAUAUUUAUUCUUUUAUAUUAUUACGCUACUGUAAUCUAUCUUUCUUUGCUAUAUAUAAUAAUCCAAUUAUCUUUUGUGUACAA
Molecule: messenger RNA, 2561 nt
Organism: Abrus precatorius (Indian licorice)
Lineage: Eukaryota; Viridiplantae; Streptophyta; Magnoliopsida; Fabales; Fabaceae
Product: cytochrome P450 90B1-like
Exons: 8
Coding region: 614-2083 (489 amino acids)
Biological process (GO): sterol metabolic process
Molecular function (GO): oxidoreductase activity, acting on paired donors, with incorporation or reduction of molecular oxygen; iron ion binding; heme binding
Source: RefSeq, a predicted model, not a curated record